AUGAGACUUUACCACCGUGGAGUGGCUUUUUGCAAAAAGAUGAGUGAGGGGGAAACUCAGUCAGAGGAGAAGCUAAAUAUACGAGAUCACAAACGACGUAGAUUGCUCGCGGCUAAAUAUGAAUUGAGACGAAAGCUUGAUUUAGAUAAAGCCUUUUGUAAAGAUCCCAAUCUUCCUAGUGAUAUGCGGGACAAAGAUCGUGAGAAGUUGUCCAAGUUGACAAGAAAGAGUUCCUUUGCACGAGUAAGAAGAAACCUAUGUAUUUUCACGGGUCGCCCUCGUGGAGUAAAUGAGUUCUCCAUUUCUCGUAUCGUUUUUCGUGGAUUAGCAUCUCGAGGUUCUUUGAUAGGCAUAAAGAAAUCGUCUUGGUAGCAACCACCAAACCAAUAGAACCAGGGUUAGCUCAGCUGAUGGUCCACAAGCAAGGUAAGUAGGUCCAUUACCGGCCGGCUCCGGAAC
Cucurbita maxima (winter squash) is the source of this 459-nucleotide messenger RNA. Its product is annotated as ribosomal protein S14, mitochondrial. Lineage: Eukaryota; Viridiplantae; Streptophyta; Magnoliopsida; Cucurbitales; Cucurbitaceae. Gene Ontology annotation, cellular component: small ribosomal subunit; ribosome. Gene Ontology annotation, molecular function: structural constituent of ribosome. The record is from RefSeq and is a predicted model, not a curated record. Gene Ontology annotation, biological process: translation.